CUAAAGCCUGGUUUCCCAGUGUCUGAACCCAGGUUGGGACUGAGUAUAGGGAUCCUAUCAGGACUGAGGUCCUUUGCGGAGAAGCCUGAGUCUGUCUGUCUGUCUGUCUGUCUGUUUUUGUUUGCUUAGUUGCACUGUAUCCCAAGAGAGGAACCCAACCUGUUGCUUCUGGGGCAAAAGGGAGUUCAGAUGAGAGAGAAAGGCUCCAGGGUCCUGUGGUCUAACCUAGGCAGAGUCUGGUUCCCAGAUAGCUCUUUGUUUUCAUUUCUGGCAAAGUCUCUGUAGGUUGUAGUCCCUAGGCAGAUAAAUCCCCAUCUCCUGAAAACUCCUGGGUUAGAAUUUGGGAAAUUCUAGCUGGGAACAGUGUCUGCUCUCCAGUAGCUGUAAGCCUGGGCUUGCCGCUCUUCCUGGUACCUGCAAGCACUUUAGUGGAGAUCAGAGUGCCCUCUCCCUAGCACCUAAGUGCGCCUUCUUUGCUCAGCUCCUGACACUCCGAGUCUGUGUGCCCAACAGCCCCUGGCAUGGAGACCUUCUUUAGGAGGCAUUUCCAGCGGAAGGCACCAGGUCCCGGAGAGAGGCUGCAGCGGUCCAGUGGUGUGGGGCUGCCCACAGGCAAGGCUCGACGCCGCUCCCCUGCAGGGCAGGCCUCCUCCUCCCUGGCCCAGAGGCGCCGCUCCAGUGCACAGCUCCAGGGCUGUUUCCCCAGUUGCGGUGUGGGCACCCAGAGGGCCAGCCGCAGGCGCUCCAGCACUGCACCCCCUACCCGCAAUCCCCGCUUCGUGGUGGAUAUGGUGCCCACCCUACAGCCUGCCACUGUUGGGGCCCAGCUUCUGGGGGCACCCCUGCUAUUGGCUGGGCUCGUGGGCAUGAAGGAGGAGGUGGAGGGAGAUACCAAACCAGGCACCGGGACACCAAGGUCCUCCUCACACCAGGGCACCUGGCCGUUGCUUCCCAUGCCCCUCUGCCUGCGCAGAGCCUCCUCCCAUCUGCUUCCUGCUGAUGUGGUAUAUGGCCAUACUCUUUGGGGCCUGCAUGGGCACUAUCGUCGCCUCAGCCAGCGGUGGCCCUCAGGCCAGCACCCAGGUCUUGGGAGCCGAAGCCAGAGAGCCUCGGGCACUACAGCAGGCCCCAUGGUACCUGCCCGCAUGCACCCACUGUCUCGCAGACGCCAGGUAGCUCUAAGGCGGAAGUCAGCUGGACCCCAGCCCUGGAACACCCUGCUUAUGAAAGCCAUCACCAAGUCAGGCCUCCAGCACCUGGCACCCCCUCCUCCCACGCCUGGGGCCCCGUGUGGUGAAUCUGAGCGGCAGAUCCGGAGCACGGUGGACUGGAGUGAGUCAGCAGCGUAUGGGGAGCACAUCUGGUUUGAGACUAACGUGUCGGGUGACUUCUGCUAUGUCGGGGAGCAGUACUGCGUAGCUAAGAUGCUGCAGAAGUCAGUGCCCAGAAGAAAGUGUGCAGCCUGUAAGAUUGUGGUACACACCCCAUGCAUCGAACAGCUGGAGAAGAUCAAUUUUCGCUGUAAGCCAUCCUUCCGUGAAUCAGGCUCCAGGAACGUCCGUGAGCCAACCUUCGUAAGACACCACUGGGUCCACAGGCGGCGCCAGGAUGGCAAGUGUCGGCACUGUGGGAAGGGCUUCCAGCAGAAGUUCACCUUCCACAGCAAGGAGAUCGUAGCCAUCAGUUGCUCCUGGUGCAAGCAGGCUUACCACAGCAAGGUGUCCUGCUUCAUGCUGCAGCAGAUUGAGGAGCCCUGCUCCCUGGGGGUGCAUGCAGCUGUGGUUGUCCCCCCCACGUGGAUCCUACGGGCCCGGAGGCCCCAGAAUACCCUCAAGGCCAGCAAGAAGAAAAAGAGAGCAUCCUUCAAGAGGAGAUCUAGCAAGAAAGGACCCGAGGAAGGCCGCUGGAGACCCUUCAUCAUCAGGCCCACCCCGUCCCCCCUCAUGAAACCCCUGCUGGUGUUUGUGAACCCUAAGAGUGGGGGCAACCAGGGCGCUAAGAUCAUCCAGUCUUUCCUGUGGUAUCUGAAUCCUCGACAAGUCUUUGACCUGAGCCAGGGGGGACCCAGGGAGGCGCUGGAAAUGUACCGCAAAGUGCAUAAUUUGAGGAUUCUGGCUUGCGGGGGUGAUGGAACGGUUGGCUGGAUUCUCUCCACCCUGGACCAGCUGCGCUUAAAACCACCGCCCCCUGUGGCCAUCCUGCCCCUGGGUACUGGCAAUGACCUGGCCCGCACUCUCAACUGGGGUGGGGGUUACACAGAUGAACCUGUGUCAAAGAUCCUUUCCCAUGUAGAGGAGGGGAAUGUGGUACAGCUGGACCGCUGGGAUCUCCGAGCGGAGCCCAACCCUGAGGCCGGACCCGAGGAGCGAGAUGACGGAGCCACUGACCGGCUGCCCCUGGAUGUCUUCAACAACUACUUCAGUCUGGGCUUUGAUGCCCAUGUCACCCUGGAGUUUCAUGAGUCUCGAGAAGCCAACCCAGAGAAGUUCAACAGCCGUUUCCGGAAUAAGAUGUUCUAUGCUGGGACGGCCUUCUCUGACUUCCUGAUGGGCAGCUCCAAGGACUUAGCCAAGCACAUCCGAGUAGUGUGUGAUGGAAUGGACCUAACCCCCAAGAUCCAGGACCUGAAGCCGCAGUGCAUCGUCUUUCUCAACAUCCCCAGGUACUGUGCAGGCACCAUGCCCUGGGGCCACCCUGGGGAGCACCAUGACUUCGAGCCUCAGCGGCAUGAUGACGGCUACCUCGAGGUCAUCGGCUUCACCAUGACAUCCUUGGCGGCGCUGCAGGUGGGUGGUCACGGCGAGCGGCUCACCCAGUGCCGAGAAGUGCUGCUCACCACGGCCAAGGCCAUCCCUGUGCAGGUGGACGGUGAACCCUGCAAGCUUGCAGCGUCACGCAUUCGAAUUGCCCUUCGCAACCAGGCCACCAUGGUGCAGAAGGCCAAGCGCCGGAGCGCCGCCCCACUGCACAGCGAUCAGCAGCCAGUUCCCGAGCAGCUGAGGAUCCAGGUGAGCAGGGUCAGUAUGCACGACUAUGAGGCUCUACAUUAUGACAAGGAGCAGCUCAAGGAGGCCUCUGUGCCUCUGGGCACCGUGGUGGUCCCUGGAGACAGUGACCUAGAGCUCUGCCGUGCCCACAUUGAGAGACUCCAGCAGGUAAGCCGUGCGAGCAGGAGCAGGUGGGACACCUGGUCUUCCAUCCCAGACUGUGGCCCACUCUGGCCUUUGCUACUGUCUCCACAGGAGCCCGAUGGCGCAGGAGCCAAGUCCCCGACGUGCCACCAGCUGUCCUCCAAGUGGUGUUUCUUGGAUGCCACCACUGCCAGCCGCUUCUACAGGAUCGACAGGGCCCAGGAGCACCUUAACUAUGUGACGGAGAUUGCCCAGGACGAGAUUUAUAUCCUAGACCCUGAGCUGCUGGGGGCAUCAGCCCGACCUGACCUCCCCACCCCUACCUCCCCGCUCCCUGCCUCCCCCUGCUCCCCCAUACCCCGGUCGCUGCAGGGAGAUGCUGCACGGCCUCAAGGUGAAGAGCUGAUUGAAGCUGCCAAGAGGAAUGACUUCUGCAAGCUCCAGGAGCUACACCGAGCAGGAGGUGAUCUCAUGCACAGGGACCAGCAGAGCCGUACGCUCUUACACCACGCGGUUAGCACUGGCAGCAAGGAAGUGGUCCGCUACCUGCUGGACCAUGCACCACCAGACAUCCUUGAUGCUGUGGAGGAGAACGGGGAGACCUGUCUACACCAGGCAGCCGCCCUGGGUCAGCGCACCAUCUGCCACUACAUUGUGGAAGCCGGGGCCUCCCUCAUGAAGACAGACCAGCAGGGCGACACCCCCCGGCAGCGAGCUGAGAAGGCUCAAGACACAGAGCUGGCUGCCUACCUGGAGAACCGGCAGCAUUACCAGAUGGUCCAGCGGGAGGACCAGGAGACUGCUGUGUAGUUAGGGACCGUGCAUCAGCGGGAGGACACUACCAGAGGACCAGAACUCCUCUCCUUGCCACCUCACUGCCACAUUCCUGCCGGGUGGCCAUGGGGGGACCCUGCCCCAGGGAAGGAGCCCCAUGCCACCCCCCAGAAGCCACUCAGAUCUAGGGCUGGACUCAGGAGCUGGACUCUCGCCUGUCCCUGGGUUCAUGGGGAACAGGAGACUGGCUGGGCUGGCUGGGUCCCUUCAGGGCAGACUUCCCCUCACCACAGCUGAUGGAAGGACAAGCCAGGGGAGCCCAGCAGCGACAGGGAGGCCUGCUGUCAGCAGGCUGCUUGGGAGCCACCUGGUCCUUUGGACUGUCUGGAGGCUUCUGGGUGCCUGGCCCUCCUAUCUGACCCACCCACUCUGGGCCUCCCUAACUCAAGAGCCUGCUGUAUUCAUCUGCCCGCUGCCCUGCUUGGCACCUCCCCUGGUGAUCCUCAUGUACCCAGUCAUUUCAUUUCGGACUGUAUGGCCUGGGGCGGGGGGGGGGGUGUGGGGCUACCACGGUGACUUGUUUACAGCUGGGUGUGACUCAGUAAAGUGAAUUUUUUUUCCUUGUU
Mesocricetus auratus (golden hamster) is the source of this 4531-nucleotide messenger RNA. RefSeq names its product diacylglycerol kinase zeta (gene Dgkz). The coding region runs from base 522 to 3941 and encodes 1139 amino acids. Gene Ontology annotation, cellular component: nucleus. The record is from RefSeq and is a predicted model, not a curated record. Gene Ontology annotation, biological process: diacylglycerol metabolic process; regulation of synaptic transmission, glutamatergic; intracellular signal transduction. Gene Ontology annotation, molecular function: ATP-dependent diacylglycerol kinase activity; protein binding. Lineage: Eukaryota; Metazoa; Chordata; Mammalia; Rodentia; Cricetidae. The transcript is spliced from 30 exons.